Molecule: messenger RNA, 3076 nt
Organism: Heteronotia binoei (common prickly gecko)
Lineage: Eukaryota; Metazoa; Chordata; Lepidosauria; Squamata; Gekkonidae
Gene: BTBD17
Product: BTB domain containing 17
Exons: 3
Coding region: 55-1506 (483 amino acids)
Molecular function (GO): protein binding
Source: RefSeq, a predicted model, not a curated record
AGCACGCUCAGUGGAGGGCUCAUUCCCUUGGUGGACACACUCAAAGAAGGAGCCAUGGCAAAAGUGAUAGGAAUCCGGAAUGCCACACCCAGGCGAUGGGCCUGCUUCUUAGCUGCACUGUCACUGCUGUGCUUGGCAGUCCAAGCAGUCCAGAAGGCAGACCUUGGUGGGGAUUCUACAGUGGCCACCAUCAACCACUCCCUGUCCUUGCUGCAGCGAUUGCAAGAGCUCCUGCACAACGGGAAUGCCAGCGACACCACUCUGCGGGUGCGCACAACUGGCUCUGAUGAAAUCAAAGUCUUCCACACCCACCAGCUGAUGCUCAGCUUGCAGAGUGACAUCUUUGAGAGCCUCCUGCACAACCAAACGAUGCUGACCCUGCACGAGCCACCUGACAGUGCUGCCCUUUUUGAGAAGUUCAUCAGGUAUCUGUACUGUGGCGAGAUCUCCAUCCUCCUUCAUCAAGCCAUCCCUCUUCACCGACUAGCUAGCAAAUAUCAUGUCUCCAGUUUACAGCGGGGGGUGGCUGAGUAUAUGAAGAGUCACUUGGCCAGUGAGUCAACCCAGGGCCAUGUGGUGAGCUGGUAUCACUAUGCAGUGAGGAUCGGAGAUGAGGCUUUGCAGGAGAGCUGCCUCCAGUUCUUGGCCUGGAAUCUCUCUGCUGUGAUGAACACUGCUGAGUGGGCCUCAGUGAGCAUAGACUUGCUGCUGCUGUUGCUCGAACGCUCUGACCUGGUCCUUCAAAGUGAACUGGAACUGUACACUGCUGUGGAGGAAUGGGUGGCUACACAUCAGCCUGAGAGCCCUGUAGUAGAGAAGAUGCUGAGAGUUGUGCGCUACCCUAUGAUCUCCCCCAGCCAUCUCUUCCACCUGCAGAAGCAGUCUUCGGUGAUGGUGAAGCACUAUAAUGCCGUGCAGGACCUGCUCUUCCAAGCUUUCCAGUUCCAUUCUGCAUCCCCAAUCCACUUUGCCAAGUACUUUGAUGUCAACUGCAGCAUGUUCCUGCCUCGCAACUACCUCUCCACCUCUUGGGGCUCCCAGUGGGUUAUUAACAACCCAGCUCGGGAUGACCGCAGCACUAGUUUCCAGACCCAGCUGGGACCUAGCAACCAUGACUCUUCCAAGCGGGUGACUUGGAAUGUCCUGUUCUCCCCGCGUUGGCUCCCUGUCAGCCUGCGUCCUGUCUACUCUGAUUCCGUGUCUGGAGCCAUCCAGUCCAUCAGGAUUGAGGAUGGGCGCCCUCGCUUGGUUAUCACUCCAGCCACAACCAGCUCUGACUUUGCUGGGGUCAGUUUCCAGAAGACCAUCUUAGUGGGAGUGAAGCAGCAAGGCAAAGUCUUUGUCAAACAUGCCUACAGCUUCCAUCAGAGCACAGACGAAGUGGCUGACUUCCUGAUGCAUGCUGACUUGCAGAAGCGUACUUCUGAAUACCUCAUUGACAAUUCCCUGCACCUGCAUAUCAUCAUCAAGCCGGUCUAUCAUUCGCUGAUCAAGGUGAAGAAAUAGGAAGAAAAGGAACAGCAGGGCAAGGCAUGGGGUGAGCUCUGCUGGUGUACAUUGAGGAAUGGUGACCCAACCACCAUCCACUGCAAAAAGUUUGAUGCAUAAUCUGUAUUUUGCAAUUUAUGGAUGCCAGAAUGACUUUUUGGGAUAAGCCCACAGUGCUCCUAGCACAGCAAUAACAUCUGUACCAGCAAAUCUGGGAUUUUUAGCUUUUUAGAUAGAUGGGAAAUCACGGGAGGGAGGGAAAUUUUUUCGUCUUUGUUUAAGUUGCUUAUGUUUAGAUCCCUUCCAACUUCCUUUUAAAUUACUCAGGUAGCACUGGAGGAUCUCUGUGGUGCUUUGGAUUAGGGUGUUCGCGUUCUCAAAGGUACGCCCAUAGUGACAGCUUUGUCUCUCCUAGCUGCUUAGAACCUGACUUGCAUUCCAUGUCUUGACCUGGAUCUCUAUGGAAUGGUGGGAAUUUGACAGUCAAAGAAUGAAGCACCCUGGUAGAACAAGCUCCUGGAAAUAAUACUGAAAACAAUCUCUUUGUGUUAUCCUCAUUUGACCUAGGUCUGUCAGCAUUCUGUAUGCUUGAUACCAGCCCAAGGGAUCCAUGGGGGGACUGUAGACUGGAGUAGGGUGGAGAGAGAAAAUCAAGCUCCAGCUGUCUCCUGCAAAGUCCAGGCAGGGUAUCUUAAAGAAUAACAGGCAUUUCUGCUCAUAGUUCGGUUUGACUUGUCUUCAUUAGAGGGAUGUGUAUUUGUUUGAAACGACUAAGCUAUAAUAAAUCUAUCACCAGCAGAAAAAAAAAUAAAGAGUGAAGUCACCACCAUUAUGCGAAAUGAAAGUAAGUGUGAAAAUAACGUGAAAGAGAGGAAGAUAAUAGAUGAUCUGUGCUCCCCCAGUCUUGGUCAGGGCAACCCAACCCAGCUUCUGAGCACCUAUGACAUCUAGAAUACUUUCCCCUCUGUAAAACCCAUUGCACACAAGCAUUGUAUUAUUGUUUUUUAUUCCUGUAUCUGAGUCCUUGAUUCUGCAAAGACUUGUUAAUGGCCACUCACCACAAUUUAUUUCAGGUAAAUAGGAGUAAGCUAUUACCUGAAAGUUUUCUCAGAUUCCCUCAGACACAAAUCUUCCCUCUGAAGAUUUCAUGAAGUUAAACUGUAAACACACACACGCACGCACACACACACAAACACAGAGGGAUCUGGGAGAAUUCCAGUGCAGAUACCAACACAACCACAGCUUUGUCAAAGGAAUCUGAUCUUUCUACAGGAAUUUCAGCUGGAAUGAAUGUUAAUUUUAAGAGUGUUGAAGGUGGUGCUUUUGUCCUGAUAUUGGCUCUUAUCAAAGAGCAUUCUGAAACAGUUCAAAAACCAGUUAUCCAUCGUUGGUGAUGCUGUUAUCAUAUCACCUUGAACAAUCUAAAAAAAGAGAGAAAUUACUGCCCAUUUCCAGCCCUUGCCUUUCAUUACUGGUCUCUUGUAUAUUUUCCCCCUUUCAAGACGGUUUUCCUGUAAUAUGCGCGAAUUCUUAAUAUUGAACAAAAAAAUGACAAGUAAAUAAAUAAUUGGGACAUUGUUUAAGGGAA